AUGGCGACUUCAGAAGCUCAAGUCUUUCAGAGAUUACAGUCUUACUCUUUCAGUCUGGAUCCCGAGUUUGCAAAUGGCCUCUCAAUAAUACUUGGUCACCCCGAUACCCCCGCCACCGAGGAGGAGAUAAAUCGGGAUGACGACCUUGUCUUGCAAGCAAAGUGUUUUUUUUUCUCACGAAAAGAAAGACUUACUCCUGCUAUUGACUUUGUAACAUUCAAGUCGUGGUUGGCAUCGCGGGAAACGGACCCCCGAGUAACAGGCAACAAAGAAGACUCAUCGCAAAUUCCAACUGGAUCAUUGUCAGAGCAAAUUACCCCUGGGCCUGAGAGCUCUAUACACCCUGAGCCUGCUUACCCGUCGUCGUUUGCGCACAUUGUGGAACUCAUCACCACGGGUCAACCAAUACCCGGCAUCCAAAACAUACCAGACACAGUGCUUACUGGCCAUGAUAUGUCCAGUGAGAAACCACGGCGCCGGAAACCAUGGGAGAGUGAUGAAGUGAAAACUGCUUCCGAUGAGGCUGCAAGUGUUACACCUUGA
Messenger RNA from Penicillium paradoxum, 543 nucleotides. Its product is annotated as DUF5572 domain-containing protein. The record is from RefSeq and is a predicted model, not a curated record. Bases 1 to 543 code for a protein of 180 amino acids. The transcript is spliced from 2 exons. Lineage: Eukaryota; Fungi; Ascomycota; Eurotiomycetes; Eurotiales; Aspergillaceae.